Messenger RNA from Drosophila subobscura, 1232 nucleotides. RefSeq names its product uricase (gene Uro). Lineage: Eukaryota; Metazoa; Arthropoda; Insecta; Diptera; Drosophilidae. The transcript has 2 exons. The coding region runs from base 20 to 1069 and encodes 349 amino acids. Gene Ontology annotation, cellular component: peroxisome. Gene Ontology annotation, molecular function: urate oxidase activity. The record is from RefSeq and is a predicted model, not a curated record. Gene Ontology annotation, biological process: urate catabolic process; purine nucleobase catabolic process.
AUAGAAUUGCACUUGGAAAAUGUUUGCCACGCCCCUAAGACAGCCAAGCAGUGCCAGCAACAGGACGGCAGCUUCAGCCUCACUGGAUGGCCAGGAGACGCCAUUUCAGUACGAAAUCACCGAUCAUGGCUAUGGCAAGGAUGCUGUCAAGGUGCUCCAUGUGAGCCGCAAAGGGCCCGUGCACACCAUCCAGGAGUUCGAGGUGGGCACACACCUGAAGCUGUACAGCAAGAAGGACUACUAUCAGGGCAACAACUCGGACAUUGUGGCCACCGAUUCGCAGAAGAACACCGUCUAUCUGCUGGCCAAGAAGUACGGCAUUGAGAGCCCCGAGAAGUUUGCACUGCUGCUCGGUCAGCACUUUCUCAACAAAUACUCCCACGUGGAGGAGGCGCACGUCCACGUGGAGACGUACCCGUGGCAGCGUGUCUGCCAGGAGGAGACCAAGGCCAGCAAAACGUCGGUGGUGGGUCAGGGCAGCUGCAACAAUUUCAGCUCCAUUGACAAUCGUUCGCUGCACAAUCACGCCUUCAUUUUUACGCCCACGGCGCUGCACUACUGCGAUGUGGUCAUCAGGAGACAAGAUCCCAAGCAAACUGUCAUCACUGGCAUCAAGGGUCUGCGCGUCCUCAAGACCACUCAAUCUUCGUUUGUGAACUUUGUCAACGACGAGUUCCGCUCGCUGCCCGAUCAAUAUGAUCGCAUCUUCAGCACGGUCGUGGACUGCUCCUGGGAGUACUCCGACACGGACACGGUUAACUUUUCGCGCGCCUGGCAGCAGGUGAAGAACAUUAUUCUGAGGAACUUUGCCGGCGAUCCACAGGUGGGCGUUUCCUCGCCCUCUGUGCAGCAUACGCUGUACCUCAGCGAGAAGCAGGUGUUGGAUGUGAUCCCUCAAGUGUCGGUCAUCUCCAUGACCAUGCCGAACAAGCAUUACUUCAACUUCGAUACGAAGCCCUUCCAGCAGAUUGUGCCGGGGGACAAUAACGAGGUGUUCAUACCGGUGGACAAGCCGCAUGGCACUAUCUAUGCCCAGCUGGCGCGCAAGAAUCUCAAUAGUCAUCUUUAGAAACGAUAUUCACUAUUAUUUAGCACAAAUUUACACUUUAUACACACAUUUAGCACACACAUUUAAUAAAUUCGCAAACAACAACAAAAAACGCGGGGAGCUCAAUCGAUCGACUGGUAUCGGGUUGGCUGGCCAUCGCUAUCGACAGUGUUGUAAAACACGA